Diospyros lotus (date-plum) is the source of this 2094-nucleotide messenger RNA. Its product is annotated as trans-cinnamate:CoA ligase, peroxisomal-like. Bases 148 to 1914 code for a protein of 588 amino acids. The record is from RefSeq and is a predicted model, not a curated record. The transcript is spliced from 2 exons. Lineage: Eukaryota; Viridiplantae; Streptophyta; Magnoliopsida; Ericales; Ebenaceae.
UCCGAACUCAUUCCUCCCCUAUAAAAUAUCGGCCUCCCCACCCCCUCCAUUCGCCAGCCAUUAUUAAUCCUCUCUCUUGUUUAAUUUGCCGCCUCCUCUCCUAGCUCUCUUCUAAAUUUUCCACCAAUUAAUCAUCUUACAGUUACAAUGGAUAAGCUGCCCAAAUGUCGAGCCAACUACUCGGCCCUCACCCCCCUCACUUUCCUGAAGAGGGCCGCCGCCGUUUACGCCAACCGCACCUCCGUCAUCUACCGCGGCGCUAGGUUCACUUGGGCCCAGACCUACGAGCGCUGCCGGCGCCUCGCCUGGUCGCUCCGCCGCCUCAACAUUUUAAAGAACGACGUUGUUUCUGUGCUGGCUCCGAAUGUUCCGGCUAUGUACGAGGUCCACUUUGCCGUGCCGAUGGCCGGCGCCGUCCUCAACACCAUCAACACCCGGCUCGACGCCAAAACCAUCGCCACCAUCCUCCGCCACUCGGAGGCCAAAAUCUUCUUCGUUGACUGCCAAUUCGUGGCCUUGGCGAGCGAGGCCCUCAGCCUCCUCAUGCAGGCCUCGGCUUCAUCUUCAGCCGAAUCUGCCAUGCCGCUCGUAAUUGUCAUCGACGACGUGGACUCCCCGACCGGGGUCCGGCUUGGCGAGCUCGAGUACGAGAAGAUGGUCCAGAAUGGCAACCCGAACUUCGUCCCCGACCAGAUUUCCGACGAGUGGGACCCCAUCGCUCUGAACUACACUUCCGGCACGACUUCGGCUCCCAAGGGCGUGGUCUACAGCCACAGAGGAGCUUAUCUGAGCACUCUCAGCUUGAUUCUCGGCUGGGAAAUGGGCUCCGAGCCGGUGUACCUCUGGUCUCUCCCGAUGUUCCACUGCAAUGGCUGGACGUUCACCUGGGGGGUGGCGGCGCGCGGCGGCACCAACGUCUUCAUCCGCAACACCACCGCCGAAGAGAUGUAUUGCAACAUUGCCCUCCACAAAGUUACCCACAUGUGCUGCGCGCCGAUCGUCUUCAACAUCCUGCUCGAAGCCGUACCGCACGAGCGCCGCGAACUCCCGACCACCGUCCAGAUCCUCACCGGCGGAGCCCCUCCCCCGGCUCCGCUGUUAGAAAAAAUUGAGCAGCUCGGGUUCCACGUUGUCCACGCCUAUGGACUCACCGAGGCCACCGGGCCGGCGCUUGUUUGCGAAUGGCAGGAGAGGUGGAACAGGCUGCCGUGCGAAGACCAGGCGCGGCUCAAGGCGCGACAGGGCGUCAGAGUUCUGACGCUGGACGACGCCGACGUUAAGGAUUUGAAGACGAUGCAAAGCGUGCCGAGAGACGGCAAAACUAUGGGCGAGAUCGUUCUCCGAGGCAGCAGCAUCAUGAAAGGCUACUUCAAAGAUGAAGCCGCCACCGCCACGGCCUUCCGUAACGGCUGGUUCAUCACCGGCGACGUCGGUGUCGUCCACCCGGACGGGUAUAUGGAAAUCAAGGACAGGUCGAAGGACGUGAUCAUCUCCGGCGGCGAGAACAUCAGCAGCGUGGAGGUGGAGACGGUGCUCUACCGCCACCCCAGCGUGCUGGAGGCUGCGGCGGUGGCAAUGCCGCACCCGCGGUGGGGAGAGAGCCCCUGCGCCUUCGUCGUCCUGAACAAGAGCGCUUCUGGCGAGGUUACGGAGGCCGAUAUCCUGAAGCAUUGCCGGAAAAACCUGCCCGGAUUCAUGAUGCCGAAAAAGGUGCAGUUCAUGGACGUGUUGCCCAAAACAUCGACCGGGAAGAUUCAGAAAAACCAACUGAGAGAUAUGGCGAAGACAUUGAAGCCGACAGUGACAGAGCCAGAUCAAUCCAGUAACAAGAAGCCGGGUCAGAUCAAGAGAGAACAGCCGGCUCGAUACGAAGAUCGGCCUCAAGAACAGAUACUGGCCGUGUCUCGUCUUUAAAGCAACGAUUAAUAGUAAUUACUACACAGUAUAAAUAAUUAAAAGGUAAUUUUGAGAAUAAAUCAUGUACAGAGAGGGAGAGAGCUUAUCGUGUCCAAGCAAGUGCUUGGUUAAUAUAUAUUGUCAAGAGUUCCAUAUAUAUAUUGAAUAAUAAUUUAAAUCAGCAGGAAUCUAUUGCAA